Messenger RNA from Branchiostoma belcheri (Belcher's lancelet), 695 nucleotides. RefSeq names its product pistil-specific extensin-like protein. Bases 192 to 695 code for a protein of 167 amino acids. The transcript is spliced from 5 exons. NCBI's taxonomy places the organism in Eukaryota, Metazoa, Chordata, Leptocardii, Amphioxiformes, Branchiostomatidae. The record is from RefSeq and is a predicted model, not a curated record.
CUUGUCUGGACGUCCAGACGUGUCUAGACUCACGUCUGGACGUCGUACGUCGGGACAGCGCGUCUGGGUAUAUAAGGCCUGACGAGCAGGCCAAGCUCACUCUCGUUGAGGGUUCAGUUUACGUCCUUGUGACUAUUACGCGAUUACGUCCCUGUGACUCACGCUAUCGACUUGCUCUCAGUCUAAAGAGAAUGGCCAGAAUCAACAACACCGCAGCGCCAGACCAUCGGCGAAGAAGCUGCCGCCGCAAACGCAAACCCAACUGGUUUCAUAGCGAUCCCAGGUUUGGCUUUGCUCUUGUCCAGCCACCACCACCGGCUCGGCCCGCAGCUCCGGCCGCACCAGCGCCACCGCCUCCACCAGCAGGUCCGCCAGUGCCACUAGUGCCAGUGCCCGCGCCAGUGCUCGUGCCAGUGCCCGCGGCUGCGCCCUUGCCCGUGCCAGUGCCUGCACCAGUGCCUGUGCCGUCCGCUCCACCGGCUCGACGACCACCUCGAAGACUUGCACCACCGGGUGCACCUGCACCUGGUAUGUGGAGGCCGCAAAGGGUUGCGGGCCUUCUAUCGAGACAGGCCACAGCGGCUCUGUUUGGAGUGAAAGUGCAAUUGCGUCCACCCCGCAGGAUGACAGCUAUUACAGCACGUAAUAGGUUGGCAGUGGAAGCUUCAGAAGAACGAAGGAGAGCUGAUGUCUAG